Stegostoma tigrinum is the source of this 9395-nucleotide messenger RNA. RefSeq lists its product as uncharacterized. The coding region runs from base 1 to 2619 and encodes 872 amino acids. Gene Ontology annotation, cellular component: chromosome, telomeric region; telomerase holoenzyme complex; shelterin complex. Gene Ontology annotation, biological process: telomere maintenance via telomerase; telomere capping. Gene Ontology annotation, molecular function: telomeric repeat DNA binding. The transcript is spliced from 15 exons. The record is from RefSeq and is a predicted model, not a curated record. NCBI's taxonomy places the organism in Eukaryota, Metazoa, Chordata, Chondrichthyes, Orectolobiformes, Stegostomatidae.
AUGCCACUGACCCAGGCCGAUGGAAUCCUGGUCCGGACCCAGAUGUCAAAGCUGCUGCAGCAGACCACCACUCUGCAGGACCCACCAGGACGCAGCCACAAUGGCCACGAAGAACGUGUCACUUGCCAUGACCAAGCUCCAAGCAAAACUGUUGAUUUGAGAGUCUGGUAUCAAGCAUAUGAGCCAUAUGCCUUAUCAAGUAGACCUAGUUUGAGCAAUCAGCUACUUGAUGCUGAUCGUGUUAGCUUGAGGAAAGACAAUGCUGUUGCACCAACUUUCUUGUCAACAGAUCUGAAGGAUCUGCUGUUGGACAUCUCUGGUGCUUUGAGAAAAGGAGCCCCGAGUCUGUGCCCAUGCGCAUUACUCGACGAGGCGCUCUGCGCAUGUGUGGUGACCGUCUGGGGCCUAGUGGAUCCUGGCGGCAGUUCAGGGCUUGGGUUUGAUUUGCAAACGGUGUGGGCGGUGUGUAGGCUGUUAGAUUCACUGCGUUUCUUCGGGCGCUUCGAUAUGAGAUCGCACAUUGGACAGCCGUGGAUUACGGAGCUGGUGCUGGGAUAUGGAACGGGCAAGAGCCAACAGCGGCCGGCGGCAGCUCAGGUCACUGAGUUUUUGCCACUUGAGAACUGGACAAAAGAAGCUGAACAUGAACCUGCUGCAGUUGUUCUCGUAUCUGAUCUCAAGCACUACAUUAAGACUGUGGUGACAAAGGGAGCCAAACAUAACCUGGAACAGGAGGAAGAAAAUUAUACAUUCAAUGAUAUCAAAAACAAAAUUGUUAUUUUGAGAAAAUUCAAUGUUCUGCUCAAAUUGGAACUGGAGCUGGAAGAUUGUGAAUUCUAUCUAGUUGUUCAUGAAUUGAAGAUCCUACCAGCGGAAACCGGUUUUUCUGAUGCAUGUUCAUGCAACUUGGACCCUGCUGUGCAGAAGAAGUUGAGAGAAUUCUGGCAAAACCAUGUGCAUAAUUUGACAGCACAAUCGGGAUCAUUUUCUGGUAACUGUCUGUCAAAUUUGAUAGCAGCAGUGGAAAAUGAAGAUAAUUUAUUAAGAAACACAGUUGAACUCUGCCUUGAUUUAACUGAUAAUUCGAAGGCUUCAGCGUCCACGUCAUCCUUUUUAUCGCCAUCAAUUAAUCAAGCUACAGAAUGGAAAACUUUAAGCAGAAAAGAACAGAACACAAAAGGUAUCUUCACAAUUCCUGACACUGUCCUUAUGAUUUCAUCUAAUCAAGAGGAAGCCUUAAGUAAUAUAAAAGAAUGGAAGGAUGAUUUUGUAUGCACUGAAGAUGCAGAUUCUGAGACGGAGCAAAAUGAUGACACAGAUGUUUUGUUACAUAAUGCAGAGGGACAGGAACCUGCACCUUCACAGAAUCCUUGGAAUGCUGUAUCACCUUUGUGUCUUGGUGGAAUCCCAUCUUCAGAAGAAACUUAUCUUUCGUGUGUUUCAGAACCUUGUGAGAAACAUGUUGAUAAAUGCACUGGUUGUCUGUCUUCCACAUUCUGUGAUAUUCCUGGCUGCAGGAGGCAAGCCAGUAGGCUUCAGCUUUCAGACAACAGUACACAAGAUGCAGAGGAAUCAUUAGAGUUGUAUACAGAUGGGUCUCGGCAAGAGCAGCCACAUUCAGAAAUGUGUGCUGGAAGCCCCUUGCACGCAUUAAUCAAAAGUAUAGACAGUGAAGUCACAAAUGUGACAGAGCCUGAGAAGAUACCUGCUAAACCUGAAGACAACAGGGAGAAAUCUGUCAAUCACAGCAGGACUGCCGGCAACUGUUUGUUUAAGAAUAUAUCUCCUUUAUCGGCUGCAGCUGACAAUUGUAGCAAGUUGAAUUGUGUGGGCUUGUUCAAAAGCAUUGCCCCUCUAACAUCAACAGCAGGAGGUAGUCAUGCAAAUGUAAGUGGGAGUCCAGAUACACCUGUGCUUAAUUGUACGACAGCAGCUAGAAACAUUGUGCUGGAAGCAGACGAACAACAGCUUGAUGGUGAAAAUGAAGAAUGCUAUGAAAUGCAUAGAGGUGUCAAAAGGAAACGGCAGUUUACAGAUUCAGAUCAUGAACCACAUAGAAACAAAGUUGACCUGAGCACUGGCUGGAAGUGUACAACUGUAAAUGGGGCCCAGAACUCAUGUAAUGUCAGUAGUGAUAGAACUUUCGUUGGAACAGAUCAUUUUCAAGAAAUAGCCAAUGAUGUUUGUCAGGUGAAUGACACAUGUAAAGAAUCUUGUAGAAAGCAACAAGAUAGUAGGGAUACAAAUUUGAAAGAUACUGAUUUGAGGAAUACGUCAGAAAACAAAAUGACAAUGGAAGCGAGAAAGUGUAAUAACCUUCAUUUUUUACCUGAGAGACCACCUCAACAAGUCCGAGAUUGCAAAAGACCAGCAUCCUCAGAAGUUCCUGAUGUGCAGCCCACAGAAAGUGUUGCUGCCAGUGUUAAUCUUGUGGUUUCUCACAAGACUAAGCAGGACAAAGUUAGAUCUCUGAGACAUCCUGAUGGAAGCCAAUUUUUGUACACCUAUCCAGAACCCACUCACGAACUGAUAUCUCAGGUGAACUCUGUAAGGGUUCCUUGUGGAUUGCUGAAAUGGGCUAUUUCUUAUCUUACUGGACCAAGGUUGACACACAAUUAGCUGCUGUUCCUAGCUGGCAUGCAAUUGGUCAUUUGUUUUGUGACAAUUUUAGUUAAUGACAUUACAUUUGCCUGAUGUUUUAAUGUUGAUCCAUGUUAUUUAUUUAUAUCAGUAUUGAACACCGCUGCCUCAGGUAAAAAUAAACUGACACACACCAGGGAUAGGGAUGCUAGUAUAACACUGCACGCAUGGGCUGUUCUUGGCAGCACUUAGCUGUUGACUCAGAGGAAGUAUGGCCUGAAACAAGUAUCUGUCCAUACACCUUUCAAGCCAGAAAUAACGCACAGCCCUGGAAGGCAAAGGAAUUGGAACAAAAUGAAUGAUUCCAUGUCCUUAAUUUACAUAAAGUUCAAUUUCUUUUGGGAGUUUUGGAGCAGACUAAUGAUUAGCCUUGUAUUGAAGGUUAUAUAAUUAUAAUAGAUAACAAUUAUAACUAAAUACUGCUCUGAACUGCUCAUUGCUGUAAUUUUGGUUUGUGUGUAUUGCAUUCAUAUCAAAGUCCUUUUAUAAUUUUUUUAGAAAAUAAAAAAUACUCAAUUUUUUUUGUAGUUUUAGAUGACUGAAUUGCUUUUAAACAACAGAGCUAUCUAUCAAAAUGUAAUGUGCAUAUGAUUUUUGCUGUAACAUUGAACCCUAAAUUUGUUGUGAUAACCAUGCAGUUAUUGAUUUGUUCCAUCGCUUUGUCAACUCCACUUUUCAGUUUCUUAGUUUCAGCAAAACCUUCAGUGACUUAUAUACGGAUCAUUCCCUUGUAGGACAUUUUCAUUCCUUGUUCAAGCCCAAGAGAUUUAGAUAAUACAUCUAUUACUAAAUCAGGCUGUACUACAUUAGAUUCCUGUACUAAGCUACUGAUUAUUUAAGAUUUUAGAGUAGAGUUGUAGCUUGGGUUGUGGAUGUUGUGGUUGGUUGGCUCACUGUUGUUCUGCAGUCGUUUCAUUACCCUGCUGGGUAACAUCACCAGUGCGGCCUCCGAUGAAGCGCUGUUGUGUUUUCCUGCCUGUUAUUUAAGCUGUGGUGACCGUUAAGCUGGAUUACCUUACUUCUGGUUUUCCUUCGCAAUGAGCAUAUAUAGGGUCUAGCUUUGUGUUUAUUGAUGGCUUUCUAGUGGAGAGCCAGACCUCUAGGAAUUUCCAUGCUUGUCUCUGUUUUGACUGUCCCAGGAUCCCAAUUGAAUUGAUAAUUUUCCUUAUCUAUGUGGAUAGAGAUGAGUGAGUAGUGGUAUAUUUGUUGCUAAUUGAUGUUCGGGUACUGUUAUUGUUAAUUUCCUUCCUCUCUGUCCAGUGUAAUGUUUGUCGCAGUCUUUGCAGGGAAUCUUGUAUAUGACAGUGGUCCCGUCCAUAGUGGGCAGUGGGGUCUUUGGUAUGGGUUAGCAGUUGGCGUCGUGUUGAUUUGGAUUUGUGUGCUACUCUGUGAUCCCCUGAGGGAGUUUGGUCAGUUCAGAUGUGUUCUUGAUGUAAGGUAGCAUGAUGUGUGUGUCGGGCCGUGUAGUAUCUUCCUGGUGUUAUUCGAGUAUUAGACAUCUUCUGACCCAGUUUUUGCAUAUCCAUUGUCCUUGAACACCUGGAAGAGGUACUCCUUUUCUUUCUGGCAUAGUUCUGUGUUGCUGCAGUGUUUGUUGUCUGUUUAAAUAAGUUCUCACGCAACUUCGUUUAUGUGUGUUAGGGUGGUUGCUGUUGAAAUUCAGAACUUAGUCUGUGUGUGUGGCUUUCCUGUGUACCUUUGUUAGGAAUUUCUCAUUGAUCCUGCGUUCCAUCAUGACUCCUAGGAAUGGGAGCUGUUUGUUCUUUUCCUCUUCUCUGGUGAAUCUGUUCCCGGUGAGGGUGUUGUUUAUUUGUUUGUGUCUCCUCUAGUUUGGUUCAUUUAAUAAUGACGAAGGUGUUGUCCACGUAGUGUAUCCAUAGUUUCGGUUGGAUUGGCGGAAGGGCUGUACUUUCAAGUCUCUGUAUCAUUGUUUUGGCUAUUAGUCCAGAGAUAGGUGAUCCCAUGGGUGUCCCAGAGAUACAAUCUGGCUCCACAGAUAUGACAGAGACCAAAGACCCACUACCCACUAUGGACAGGACCAAUGUCAUAUACAAGAUCCAUCCCUGAAUCAAAGGAGGUUUGGAAAAUUAACCCAAAUUCAUAACUAUCUCACUCAUUACUAAGAAUCAUACAGUACAGAAGAGGCCCUUUGGCCCAUCAAGUCUAUACCAGCAAAACUACUCUAAAUCUAUACUAGUCUCACUUUCCACCUCUUGGUCCAUAGCUUUAAAUGUAAUGACUUUUCAAGUGCUCAUCCAAGUAAUUUUUAAAGGUUGUUAGGUUUCCUACCACAACUACCCUCUCAGGCAGUGCAUCCCCAUUCCCACCACUGAUUGCUUGAAAAAGAAUUUCCCCAAAGCCCCUCUAAACCUCCUUUCACCUUAAAAUCCCUUGUUACUGACUCUCCAACUACGUUUCAGGGUUAAGUUCUACCUCAUUAAAAUUUCAACUAUUUCUAAGAAUCUAGGCUGAAGGUCUUUCUGGACUCGCGCAAUUGUCAGCACUCAGCUCUGACAUUUUACUGAGUACCACUUCUAUAUUUAUUGUGAUUUCCUAAGUUCCUCCCUCCCAUUUCUUAGUCUUUCACUACUUCUGGGAUGUUACUUGUAUCCUGUGUGGUUAAGACAGAUGCAAAAUACAUGUCUAGUUUUUCUGAUGUUUCCUUAUUUUGCAUUAACUUUCCAAUCUUGCUUUCCAAAGGUCCAGUACUCAACUUUUGUUUUUAUUUACUUUUAGCAUUUAUGGAAACUCUUAUUAUCUGUUUAUACUUCUGGCUAGCUUUCUCUGUACUCUAAUUCUUCCAUCAUUCUUUUUAUUUUUAAUUUCUAUCCAAUCUUCUGACCUGCCACCUGCCUUUACACAGUUAUAUGCUUUUUACUUUCAGUUUAAUCUUUAACAACUCUGCUUAACCACAGAAGUUUGGUCUGUCCCUUGGAAUUUCUCUUACUUGUUAUAAUGCACUUAUUUUGAAAUAUCCCCUUGCAUUUCUGCCAUUACAUUUCUAUUGUUCUAUCUGUUAACCUAAUGGCAAAUUUCACAUGAUCUCUCUGCUUUCAUUUCCUCUUAAUUGCCCUAAUUUUGAUUUGUUAAAGAUUGUCCAGGAUCCAUUCCUGUGUCCCUCAUUAAAAGUGUAAAAUUCAGUCAUAUUAUGGUCGCUGUUACCUCGGGGCAUCUUCAGUACAAAGCUGUUAAUUAAUCCUGUCUCAUUAUACAAGGCCUGAUUGUGCACCCUGCUCGCUCAUGUUAUACAGUCAUCGAGUCGUGCGGCACGGUAAUAGACUUUUUGUUCCAACUCAUCCAUGCUGACCAGAGUCCCAAACACUCUCAUUUGGCUCAGUCCCUGCCUCACCAAAUUAAUGUAAAUCCUAUCUGAGAAUCCCCUCCAUCAAUUUGUCAACAACUGGAUGUCAGAUUCACCAGUCUGUAGGCCCUAGGCUUCUCCUUACAGCCUUUCUGAAAUAAAGGCCCAAGGUUAGCCACUGCACCAGUCCUCUGGAACCCCAUCUGUGGCUAUAGAUGAUACAAAUGUCUCUGCUAGGAGCCUUGCAAUUUCUUCCCUAAUUUCCCACGAAGUCCUGGAGAUUUAUCCGCCUUGUGCUUUUUUUUAAGGCCUCAUGGGUCUACAGGAUUUUUUUCUGUUCCUCAUUUGCAAAGUCCAUGCUCUAUCCCUUGACUAUCUUGACUAUCAAGUUCAGUCUUCAGCCUGUGAUGAGUUCGUUCAUUAGAGCAAGGGGGAUGUUGAGUUCCUGCAACAGAUCUGUUUUAUUUCUGGGAAAGGGAAGUUGAUAACGUUGUCAACCUGCAUUACAAUUUAUGAUUGCUGCACAGCAACUGCUGCUGGAAAGUGGACAUGCAUGGCUGUUGGACGAAGGUUGAAAUGGGACAGGUGCGUGAAUUUCACUUGGCCUUUGUGAUCAAAUGUUCAACUGAAAUGUAUUUGGACCUCUCCUCCCAGCAGGUAAGAGAUGCUGACAGUUGGAAAGUUUAAGACAUUUUAGACUUUUUGUACACUGAUGGUGUCAAGGAAUUAUGGAGUUAAGAGAAGUAAGGAGAGUUGUGGUACAUAUCAGCGGGAUUUGUUCAAAUGAUUAAGUUGGCUGGAGGAGCUCAAAGAGUCUUACUCCUAUUCUUAUAAUUAACUAGGCUGUCAAAAAAGUUUGUUUGGAUAAGGUUGUCAGUGUUCACUAGUUUAGCUAGUAUGUGAGCCAGCAUUUUCAGGAAGCUAGGUGAAAGAAAAGGGAGAUUCAACUGUAAAAUGUUGACACAUAGUAUACAUAAAAGCAGACUUGUAGAUUAUAGUGUAUUAUGGUGAGCAAUGAUUGUGUUGGAAUGUAAGACAGUACCCUCCCACAUGCAAUUUUCUGCAGUGCUUUGGGCAAAAGUUUUGUUCUCAAGAAGCAAUAGGGAGGAAAUGGUUGCAGUCAAACCUUCCGUAUGAUUUCCAAGAAAAUUCAUAUUGAUCACAAAUCCUACACAACUUGCACAAGUUAGCAUACAAAUAUAAAAUUUGUUUUCAAAAAGUUUAUGCUAAUACUUUGACAAAAUGUAAAUAUUUUGUAAGAUAUACAUAAGUGAAGAGUUUAAAUUGUGUACUGAAAUGCAUGGAUCUGUCCUUGGGUUUAUUACUCAUAAUACUUUGUAACUGAUAUUAUUUUCUGGAUAAUAUUUCCCAUACAUCCCUUUACUCUAUUGAUUGACAGUCUGUUGGAGCUGGGCUUAAAUGAUAGUAUCCAUGGACUGAUUGUUUGCGAAGUACAUGGGCUACUCUAUUUCAUAGAAACAAAAUAAUGGCCACAUCUGCAGUUCCCUCAGGAUACUUGUUUUCCAUAUUUCCAAUUUUUAAAACUUUGAAGAUUGCAAAAUACAGAACAAUUCUUUUGGUCCUGAGAAAAUAGAUAAAAUUUCCUGCAAAGCACUUUUUAACCUAGUCACCAGAUGCUAUAGACUGCCCAGGAUCCUCCGUCAUCAGUUGACUUUAUUUCCUGUAAUAAGACAUGAUACUCCCUGUAUGAGUUGAAACCCCUACUAUUCAUUUGAAAUAUGCUUGAAAUCUCAUGUAUCCCCAUUUCCCUCUGUCAGGAGAUGUAGUGACUGUGGCUUGCCAGGCACCAUCCUCAAAUGUAUAUUGGUUUAAUAUUAGGAACAUUUGCUCAAUGCAUUGUAUCAGGAAGUUUACAUUGGACCAGACACUACAUCAUGUAUUCCAGGUGUUCAUUUGUUUCUUUAUUUAUCCAAUAUAAAAAUUAAAAUAUGUGAAACCGUCUAAAAGCAGAACCAAGUUGACUAUUGGAUUAUCACUGGUUUCAGUUCAUCAACUCUACAACAUCUUGGAGUUUUCAAGAAGCCUUUGCAACAAAUGCAUCUAAAACUCGAAAAGGUAAACCAUUUAGUAAUGAAGUAAUAGUUGUGAUUUUGAUCUCAAUUUAACAAGCAUUCAUAUUAUUUAACACAAUGUAUUAAAAACUAGAACAUGAAAUGAGGCAGAAUUUAACUCCACCACUUCAAUAACACUUUAAAUUGGAUUGUACUUCAUCUAAGUUGUUCACAUACUUCAUUGGCCAGAAGCGUGAUACAACUUCCAUAAAGUGUGGCUAUUUCAUUCGCCCUACUUUUUUUCCCCCUCUGUCUCAUUUUACACCCCCCACUUUUUCAAAAUGGUGCAUUCUUGCAGAAUGAAUCUAAUGACUCAUUAAGCACGAAGAGAAAACUGGUGAAACAUGAAGGUUUUGGACAGGGAGUCAGAGUUGAGGAGGUAGGACAAGCUUAAAUGAUCAAAGCUGAUCUGCCCUUAUUGGAUUGGAGCAUCUCAAAAGUGCUGUAAUAUAGACCAUCCAGAAUCAUUUCAUAGAUACAAGAGGAUCAAAAUUAUCAAGGAUUUGUUGAUUUUAUUCUUGUUUGUGGCUAAAAACAUCACUGAUUUGUCACUGAAUUUUAUUUAAUGCAAAUAAGUUCAAUGAGGAAUUGGUACUACUUAUAGAUGCCAAAGGAUUCCCCACUGCCAUUUUUAUCUGACGAUGAUGAACUGUGGCAUUGGCCCUUCCUCUGUGCACUGGUCUUUGGUAAACUUACUUAUUCCUGAAAAAGUUGAUAAGCACAGUGAAGCAAAAAUAUUAACCACUUUACUUUUUCUUUCAAGGACUUUUAUAAUGUUAGGUACAAUGCUAAAUCUUCUCUGAGAAGGUGCUGUUGAGAAAGGCUAGGUUUCCCCUCCUCCCUUCAUUGGUACAUUUUUUAAUCUCUUUGGUCUGCAAGGUAACCUUGAAGUACAAACUGAUCAGUUGCACAAAGAAGAGGUAGUGCAUCUCACAGCUUGUCCUGGAUUCCUGUUCCAGGUCAAAAUGUUAUUGGCUGCAUUAUGAACUAUUUAAUUAAUCUAUAAAAGCAAGCAGUAAAUGUAAUGCAUAGUGCUCUACCAUGGGCAAAUCUAUGUACAUUCAGCUUAAAAUAUUUUAUUUCCUACUAUCAUUAUACAUUUUAAUAAAUCGAAUCAAAAAUGAUUGACUAUUAAAAUCCUGUCCUAGUUUUGAUUUUUGCCAAAAAUUUUCAGUCAGGUACGCUGGACAGACUUCUCCACAGGCUAGUCCAUUUAUGCUUAAGUAUGUUUCCCCUUGAAAGACAGCAGCAACUGUUAAGCUGUCUUCUUCAAUUUGGGUUGGAAAGAUUUUCUUCUAAAAUUAAAUUUGCUUCUUCUGUGCCUUUCAAGUUAGCUGUAGAUAAUGGUUCUGUUAUGUUGGUUUCGCAUUUAUCUGUAAGAU